Molecule: messenger RNA, 2449 nt
Organism: Candoia aspera
Lineage: Eukaryota; Metazoa; Chordata; Lepidosauria; Squamata; Candoiidae
Gene: RNGTT
Product: RNA guanylyltransferase and 5'-phosphatase
Exons: 16
Coding region: 156-1958 (600 amino acids)
Biological process (GO): 7-methylguanosine mRNA capping; protein dephosphorylation
Molecular function (GO): mRNA guanylyltransferase activity; ATP binding; protein tyrosine/serine/threonine phosphatase activity
Source: RefSeq, a predicted model, not a curated record
CGGUUACGGUCAGCCGCGGGGCAUUGUGGCUUGGCGGCGUUAACUGCGGGACGAAGUGGCUGAAGCGACUGUUGACGGGGACCUGCGAGUCCCGUCGCCUCUAACGGCGAGUGCUUCCGACAGUAGCGGCUGUGGCUAGUGCCUUCGGCCCUGCUAUGUCCUUCAACAAGAUCCCACCGCGGUGGCUGAACUGCCCGAGGCGCGGACAGCCCGUGGCAGGAACAUUUUUACCUCUGAAGACAAUGCUAGGACCAAAAUAUGAUGAUCGAGUUCCUGAAGAGUGUCGUUUCUAUCCCUGUAUGUUAUCCAACUAUUUAAAGAGUCUCAAGGUUAAGAUGGGUCUGCUAAUAGACUUGACCAACACCACUAGGUUCUAUGACAGGAGUGACAUAGAAAAGGAAGGCAUUGCAUAUGUAAAGCUUCAAUGUAAAGGGCAUGGAGAGUGUCCCACAUCUGAGAACACAGAAACAUUCAUUCGUAUAUGUGAACAUUUUCAUAAUAAGAACCCAACAGAGCUUAUAGGUGUUCAUUGUACACAUGGUUUCAAUCGCACUGGUUUUCUUAUCUGUGCCUUUCUGGUUGAAAAGUUGGAUUGGAGUAUUGAAGCUUCUGUGGCUACUUUUGCUCAAGCCAGACCACCUGGUAUCUACAAAGGUGAUUAUUUGAAAGAACUCUUCCGUCGUUAUGGUGAUGCAGCUGAUGCACCAGCACCACCUCCUUUACCAGAAUGGUGCUUCGAGGAAGAUGAUGAAGAGGAGGAGGAAGAUAACGGCAAACUUGGGACUCCAGAAUCAGAAGCUUGCUCGUCAACUUCCUUUUCUGGCAGAAGAAGAAAAGAACACUUGAAACUGGGUGCAGUGUUUUUGGAAGGAAUAUCAGUUAAACGUGUUAUUCAGGUAACAACUCAACCAAAGCUGGGAGAAAUCCAACUUAAAUGUCAACAGUUUUGUGGCUGGAAAGGGACUGGAUUCCCUGGAGCGCAACCUGUUUCCAUGGAUGAACAGAAUAUUAAAUUGUUAGAGCAGAAGCCAUAUAAAGUAAGUUGGAAAGCAGAUGGAACUCGGUAUAUGAUGUUAAUCAAUGGCAAGAAUGAAGUUUAUAUGAUUGACAGAGAUAACUCUGUGUUUCAUGUGUCCAAUCUGGAGUUUCCGUUUCGUAAAGAUCCACGUGUGCAUUUAGAAAAUACUCUUUUGGAUGGGGAAAUGAUAAUUGACAAGGUAAAUGGUCAAGUUGUUCCUCGAUACUUGAUAUAUGACAUAAUAAAAUUCAGUGGACAACCAGUUGGAGACUGUGAUUUUAAUAUUCGUCUGUCAUGUAUAGAAAAAGAGAUUAUAUUCCCACGUCAUGGUAAAAUGAAGAACGGUCAAAUUGACAAAGCACAAGAACCUUUUAGUGUUCGUAACAAACCAUUUUUUGACAUCCACAUUGCAAAAAAGCUUCUUGAGGGAAAUUUUGCAAGAGAAGUCUCUCAUGAAGUGGAUGGACUAAUUUUCCAGCCUAUAGGAAAAUACAAACCUGGACGAUGCGAUGACAUUUUGAAAUGGAAGCCACCCAGUCUAAAUUCAGUGGAUUUUCGUCUAAAAAUAGCAAGAGUUGUUGGAGAAGGGCUUCUCCCACGGAAUGUCGGACUGCUUUAUGUUGGAAGUUUAGAUAGACCUUUUGCAGAAAUUAAGGUAACAAAAGACUUGAAACAAUAUGAUAAUAAGAUAAUAGAAUGCAAGUUUGAAAACAACAGCUGGGUCUUCAUGAGACAAAGGAUAGACAAAAGUUUUCCCAACGCUUACAGUACAGCAAUGGCUGUAUGCAACAGUAUACAACACCCAGUGACAAAGGAAUUCCUUUUUGAAUUCAUUGAAAAAUGUAUGGCUGUGACUCCAGGACAACCACGUAAACAUCACCUAGAUCCUGACACUGAACUCAUGCCGCCGCCACCACCUAAAAGACCACGGCUAUCAUAGCCUAUCUCUUCAGACCAAGACAAUAGCAGAAUUGUUUAUGAUUCUACAAAAUGAUGUGUAUGGAUUUAAAACAUUUACAAAAAGGUGAUAUAAAUAUCCUGUAAAUACUUAAGUGCAUUUUUUUUGGAAUGCCACAUCAUGAACUAAGAUUUGUUUUCUACUUGACAAGUUGAACAUUGUUUCUAAAUUCAAAAAAUAUUUAAUCCAAAGGGUUAGAUUAAAAAGGUGUGAAAUCAGUGGAAAGCCAUUGUUUGGUAGGUAACUUUCAAAUUUGAUGUUUUAUACCAGCAAUCUGGAACUGUGAAGCCAUGAUAAAAAUGUCCCCCCUCUCUCUUUUUUUUUUAAAGUGGUGUUUCAGUGAGUGUGUGGUGUUAUCUUUACUUAUUAUUGUUUUGUUUCAUUUAGUUUAGUUCUUUCUUAGGUCAUUGUUUUAAAAAUAACAGCAAAUGGUAAUCUAAUGUUCUCAUUAAAUAAAAGUUUACCAGGUUUCA